GACAUGGCGGGAUUGAGGGGAUUUCCAGACAACACAGUUUAAUUAUGGAAAAUUAACAAAUUUAUCGAGUUAAAGGAGAAAAUUUCACAGUAAACAUUCGAAAUGUCAUGUAAAUGCAAUAAGUGAAUCUAAUGAAGCAGCUUGCCAAUCGACAUAAAAUGACAUGACAUCGAAAUAUACCUUGCUUCAUCAUGCCUUCAUUGCCAUCCUAUAUUUCUCCUUCAGUCAUGCCUCAUUUCUCCCAGCUACAGAACUACAAGAUACAAAACCAACCCAAGCUGCUAAUGGAUCAGCACAUCCAACCAACUCCACACCAGCCAUACACGGCGACUGUGGUAGAGGAGACAUUAUCGACGCUCUCUUCAUCCUGGGCUACUCUGCCCGCGCUCUGCCCGACGGCCGGUUAGUUGCUCUCGAUGGUGACGUGGGGCUCUCUCCAAAGGAAGUGCUCUCUCAAACUGAGCUAUGUGGUGAUCGGAGCAAGCUAUGGAGAACGAAAACUGGCCGACCGUUGCUAAGAUAUCGUCUGUAUAAGGACGGUCCCCCAGCCAUUACGUCGCUAUCAUUCGCUUUGAGCGGUUGGAUUGAACACACAUGUCUCCAGGCUGUAAGGUUACCUGAUGGGGAUUGUCGCGGGAGAAAUGGCGACGGCGAGCCCACGCUCUGUGUGGGUAACUUCACUGGCUGUUGGUCCUACGUUGGUCAAGCGACAACGGGUGCAGGAGACCAACCCCUCUCCCUAGAGCCAGGAAGAUGCGGCCUGGCGGCUGCCGCGCACCAGUUGGGCCACUUGCUGGGACUACAGAACCAGCACCAACGACCCGACCGGCAUCAGGUGAUCCGACUGCGACCCGAGCACAGCCCAUUACGUCGAAUGGGGGAUGGUGGCUAUCGUCAAGCGGGACAAUGCCGGGAGAGGAGACUUGCCGCAUCGCCGCCACCCGCGCCUUACGACUUUCUGUCUGUGAUGCAGCUACGAGCAGCAGCGUUUGCUGAUGAGGAUCAGAGACCGGUGUUAGUAGCGAAAGACGGUCGAAACCAGCAUCUACUUGAUUAUCAUGUACUAGCCGGUCUACGUCAGUCUCAUUUCGAUUUGUAUACAGUCAACAAGCUAUAUGGAUGUCAGCUAAGGCAGCGGAAAACUUGUGCUGCCUUCGGAUGGCCUACCACAAGGUGUCGCAAUUUUGGAUAUCUAACCGCUGAUUGCCGAUGCCGAUGUCCACCUGAAUACAGUGGGUCGAUAUGUGAACACCGCAACACCGCCGCUCCAUCCUUGCCUCAUAGUACGCUGGUUGAAGUAACCACACCUCAAACAGUGGAACUUAGCGACCGAGCUCUGAAUGCAGACCCCGUACCAGGAGCACGUCUCGACUUUCAGUACGUCCAAUUCGUCACAAUCACUGCCAUCGCGCCUUCUGAUUCUGAUAGAGUAUCCGUCAGCCUCCGCAUACAUCCGUCCGCAUUCCGCCCGCUAGCCGUCGAUCCUCGCGGUGUUGCUUCACUGAUUGCCAACCUACCCAACGAACAUGAACUACUACUUCUUCUCUGGGAUGGCAGUCAACACGCCGGUCUACGAGCCGAAUGUUUUAGUUAUGUGUGUAGAAACGAGUCGCGGGGUCCAGUGUUGCGUGGACGCUCCAGUCGUCUGGAUAUGACCAUCAGUUCGGGGUUUGGAAGACUCCUGAGAGACCCGCACGCAACGGUUGUGCUCUUAGAAGCGAUCGCGAUGAAGGUGGAGUUUUUACCACGACCCGAGGCGACGUUGAUCUUGCGAGAAACGGCUCCAGCCGGACACACGGCAGAUGAGGUAGAAGAGGAAAGCAAAAAUCAAGACGAGGAGGGAGAGACAGAAAAAUACGAAGAUACAAAGGAGGAGGAGAAAGACCAAGAAGAAAAGGAAGACGAGACAGAAAAAGAGAUAGAUGAGGAUAGAGUGAACGAAAAAGAGGAGAAAGACCAUACAGAAGAAGAAGAAGAGAUGAUGCCUGACGGGAAGGCAGAGAAGCUGGCCGUCAACUACGGCCGCCGGUUGGAACCCGGGGAGAAACUGGUGGUGGCCGUUGGUGGAAUGACCUUAGCUCUGCUGGUGGCACUAUUUUGUUUUGUUUUUGCUAAUUUUGUCUUUGGGGAGAACCGCCGGGCAGAGCAGAGGCGCUGAGACUUGGAUUGACUGAACAGAUGUGCUGAGAAGACUGGUCGGAAAGACAUGUCGAGACAAAACACACUGGCAUUAAAGACACUGAUACGCCCGAGACUAGCCCUUGAGGGACACUGACAUCAGGCAAACUCCGAAGCGGCAUUGCAAAAGAAGAAGCAAAACAGCAUCAAACAGAUUGGUGGCCUGCGAGCUGACGGUUCCCAAAGCCCGACAGAAGUCGGUCCCCGAGGACACUAUGUGGGCAGAUAACUUCCAAUAGGAACCCUAAUGGAAAGUGCAACGACGCGAAUCGUGCUGUCUGAUCACCAAGGGCGGAGAGGAGAAAAAAAAAACGUUCCAAGAUCACACCAUUUGCAAAGCCGCCACUUGCAACAGGCAGAACCGGCGAUGUUGUGUCACAUUUACCGAAAACGAAGCGUUACGAGAGCAAUACUCAGAAAUGCACGCAAACCGCACAUAUCUCAUGCCCUUCUGCGACAUUAACAUCGCCACAUGAGAGUAUCAUUAUAAAUGUCAAAAAAAGGACAAUUUUCGGACACAUUUGACAGGCCAGACCGCGCAUACAAAUUUUCCAAGAUCGGUACGAGUGUGAGUUCCGGAGGUUGAUUUCGGGAUGGCUGAUUCGUCACAUGUCAAGUGCGAUGGCACGAGCAGCCAGCUUUUUGUCCGUCCACCCGUCUUGUUAAUCCCGAAAACGACUAAACACAUCAGCCUGACA
This is a messenger RNA of Amphibalanus amphitrite, 2876 nucleotides long. RefSeq names its product X-linked retinitis pigmentosa GTPase regulator-interacting protein 1-like. The transcript is spliced from 2 exons. The record is from RefSeq and is a predicted model, not a curated record. Gene Ontology annotation, molecular function: metalloendopeptidase activity; zinc ion binding. Lineage: Eukaryota; Metazoa; Arthropoda; Thecostraca; Balanomorpha; Balanidae. Bases 164 to 2158 code for a protein of 664 amino acids. Gene Ontology annotation, biological process: proteolysis.